Loa loa (African eye worm) is the source of this 174-nucleotide messenger RNA. RefSeq lists its product as hypothetical. The record is from RefSeq and is a predicted model, not a curated record. NCBI's taxonomy places the organism in Eukaryota, Metazoa, Nematoda, Chromadorea, Rhabditida, Onchocercidae. The transcript has a single exon. The coding region runs from base 1 to 174 and encodes 57 amino acids.
AUGUCAUUCACGAUAAUACAAAGCGCAAACCCGGCGAAGAAGAAAUUAAUCAAAGUCCUUAAUGAAGCAAAAGAAUUGGAUCUGAGAUCAUUCGACAAGCAAUUACCUCAUCAAGAGUUAUACGAACUUUAUGAAGCACGAAAAGGAAAUCAAAGAAAUGAUAGGAAGAAUUGA